AUGGAUAGUUUUCAGGUCUACAAGCCCGGCGCCUCGGCUCUGACGAAACGGCAACAGGCCAUCCUCGCCAUACCCACCACCUACCUGGGCCUCAAUUCUGGACCAAAACCAGGCACGGUCGCUGCCAUCGUGCUUGGGUCAGUCGGCGGGUUUCUUCUUAUCAUCUACCUCAUUUGGGCCGCGCUCAACUACGGGAAUGUGUUCGGUUUCAAUAGGCGAGGUGUCGUCGAGGAGGAAGUCAUUCGUCGGCGCCGGCCACGGGGAACUGUUGUCGAGGAGACCAUAGAGGUGGAUAGAAGGAGUUCGGCACGGCGACGAGGAACAUCGUCGAUGCGAGAAGUGGAAGAAGAUGUCACUGUUGAAGAGUAA
Fonsecaea multimorphosa CBS 102226 is the source of this 369-nucleotide messenger RNA. RefSeq lists its product as uncharacterized. Lineage: Eukaryota; Fungi; Ascomycota; Eurotiomycetes; Chaetothyriales; Herpotrichiellaceae. Bases 1 to 369 code for a protein of 122 amino acids. The transcript is spliced from 2 exons. The record is from RefSeq and is a predicted model, not a curated record.